Sceloporus undulatus (fence lizard) is the source of this 11248-nucleotide messenger RNA. RefSeq names its product tubulin tyrosine ligase (gene TTL). The transcript has 7 exons. The coding region runs from base 202 to 1335 and encodes 377 amino acids. Gene Ontology annotation, biological process: protein modification process. The record is from RefSeq and is a predicted model, not a curated record. NCBI's taxonomy places the organism in Eukaryota, Metazoa, Chordata, Lepidosauria, Squamata, Phrynosomatidae.
AGUCCCUAGUCGCCCUCCUGCUUGGCUUCUGACUCUGGCUUGCCUUUCUUUGGGGCCGGAGCAGCCCAGCCCUCGGAGCGGAGCAUGGCCCUCUCCUCCGCCGCCUGAUGCUCCCCCUCCAGCCCCGCUCCGGGCUCCUCUGGGCGGCUGCUGCUGGUGCUGCCUUGUCCUGGGCCGGCCUUGGCCUGGGCUCCGGGCGGGAUGUACACCUUCGUGGUGCGGGACGAGAACAGCAGCGUCUACGCCGAAGUCUCCCGGCUGCUGCUCUCUUCGGGGCAGUGGAGGCGCCUCAGGAGGGACAACCCCCGCUUCCACCUCAUGCUGGGCGAGAGGAACCGGCUGCCCUUCGGGAGGCUGGGGCAUGAACCUGGCCUCGUUCAGCUGGUAAACUACUACAGAGGAGCUGAUAAACUUUGUCGCAAAGCCUCUUUAGUGAAACUCAUCAAGACAAGCCCUGAAUUGGUAGAGUCUUGCACAUGGUUCCCGGAAUCCUAUGUGAUUUAUCCAACCAACCUGAAUACUCCAGUAGCUCCAGCACAGAAUGGGAUUCAUCAUCUGAUAAACAACACAAGGACAGAUGAAAGGGAGGUCUUCCUGGCAUCCUAUCAGAAAAAGAAAGAGAGUGGAGAAGGAAAUGUGUGGAUAGCCAAAUCCUCGGCAGGUGCCAAAGGUGAAGGAAUUCUUAUUUCUUCAGAGGCUACUGAACUUCUGGACUUUAUUGAUAAUCAAGGACAAGUACAUGUGAUUCAGAAAUACCUUGAGAAGCCUAUGCUCUUAGAACCCGGUCAUCGCAAAUUUGACAUUCGAAGCUGGGUGCUAGUGGAUCACCUAUAUAAUAUCUACCUCUACCGAGAAGGUGUUCUACGGACCUCUUCAGAACCUUACAAUAGUGCUAAUUUCCUAGACAAAACCUGCCAUUUGACCAAUCACUGCAUACAGAAGGAAUAUUCUAAAAACUAUGGGAGAUAUGAAGAAGGGAAUGAAAUGUUUUUUGAGGAGUUUAAUCAGUAUCUCAUGAGUGCUUUGAACACUACUCUGGAAAAUUCAAUCUUAUUACAAGUCAAAAAUAUAAUAAGAAGUUGCCUUAUGUGUAUAGAACCUGCUAUCAGCACCAAACACCUCCAUUACCAGAGUUUCCAACUCUUUGGCUUUGAUUUCAUGGUGGAUGAAGACUUGAAGGUUUGGCUAAUUGAAGUCAAUGGUGCCCCUGCGUGUGCCCAGAAACUUUAUCCAGAGCUUUGCCAAGGCAUCGUGGAUGUAGCUAUCUCUAGUGUCUUUCCUCUUACUGAAACCAUGCAAAAGCAGUGUCAGCAAUCAGUAUUUAUUAAAUUGUAAUGUUAUUUUUUAAAAAAGGCAUCUGUGUAACAGGCAGGGAAAAACUGCCAACUGUUCAGUUCUAGCGACAAUGAAGAGAUAUGGAUUGAUUGUUUCACCUGCUGAUCAUGCCCCUGCAAAAAAGAGAGAGAAAGACAGAUAUCGUCUUGGGAUUUCAGAAGUGAAAGAGUUUCAGAGAUAAGUCCAAGAUGAACCAAAGUUGUCACAUCAACUCUGUGUGUUCUGGAAAAUGUUUACUUUAGAAACAGUUCCUGUAAUUGAAGCAACACUUUCUGGGAGAACAGCGUAACUGUUUUUUGUUUUUUUAAUUAAAGUUUAAAAAGGGUUUUUUUCACUGUUCCUCUCCCCCAUGUAAUAAUUUAUUUUAGCAAAUGGGUGUUAGCAUUAAUAUCCUUCCAAGGACAUAAUAGUUUGAAGGUUGAAUCAACCCAGUGUGCGAGGUUGUUUUGUUUUCUUCACCUGCUGCAGUUCUAGUGCCUUAGCUUUGUUCCUAAUGACUAACUUACUCUGUUCUUGUCUAGUUCUGUAGAGGUUUUUUUUUUAAAAAAAAUCUGUCCUGUGGAGUACAGACUGUUUCUUGCAAACCUUUGUUUGUUUAUAUAUAUAUGGGCACAUAUGUUUGGUUUUUUAAAAGUCAAUACAUAACUGUUCUAAAUGCAGAAGACUAACCUAAAGGAUGAAGUACCAUUGUUUCCUUUUACUUUCUAAUACAGGCUGCCACAGCUUAUGAUCUAACAAUGCAAAACAUAACCUUUCCAUCAUAUCCUGUGCAGACCUAGAAAAAAUCACUUUUGUAUGACAGCUCCCAGAAUCCCUCAGGCAAUAUGACCAGUAAUCAUAUUGGCUGAGGGAUUCUGAGACCAGUGGCCCACGAAGCAACUUUGCCACAUUGAUCCUCUGCCUUGGCAGGCAAUUGACUAUGUCUGUAUAUUAGCACUCCUGAGAAUGUCAUUUAUUAAAACUAAAGGUUUAUUAAUGUUGCAAUCUUUUAUGUACUUACUUGUGAGCAAGACACAUUUAAAAUAGUGGUACUGAUUUCUGAGUAAACAUGCAUAAGACUGGACAAGUAUCCAUUGUCUUACCUACUUCAGCUUGGCUGGACGUAUGUCCCAUGGCUAAUUUCUAAUGCAGUUUCAAUGCAUUCUUCUUUAGAAUCGGAUAUUCUAGCUGAAAGAGGCACUGAAAUCACAGUGUAUUUAUCCCUGCAUUCGGACUGCAUGCAACUUUUUGUUCAAAACAUUCACAUCAUUUGGACUCCAGAGUUUUGUAUGUUGUUAUCUAUAGAUCUCCUUUCACUGUUCUUUGAUUUGUUUGUGAGCAUUUAACCUUUUUUUCUUCUUGGUUUUCAUAUAUUUCCUUGUUUUUUAUUCUUGCCUCUUAAAGGAGGAGGAUCAGUGGAAAAGAACAUUGCCAGCUUCAAUUGCCACUUUUAAAAACCUCAUUCCUCCCUUGGCAUGUCUCUUAUUAGUAAAUGCUUUUGAAAGGUGGCUGAUCGCUUCCCCCAUUUGACAACCACUGCGGCCUAAUUCAGAUGUCAUAGCCAAACCAUGGUUUUGUCAUUGUGAAUCAGUUACCAUUCUGUCACUUCACUUCCCGUUUCCUUCAUAUACUCUAAUUUAUCCCUUCAUUAUUUAUAACAACUGCAGUUUGCCAAGAUAUCCAAAUGGGUCUGACUAUUGCCACAUUGUUGGAUUCCAAAUUGCCAUUAGAAACUCAGUUUAGAUAGUGGUUUGGAGGCAAACUAUGGCUUGUGGUAACCAUUGUUUGCCCAAUGUAGACAUUAGAAUAAGUUUGGGAGGCAGCUAAGUCCAUUCAUGAUAGCUCAUUCAUGGUCUGGCCAUGACAUUAUAGAGGCCUGUAUUUCUUUUCCAUUGUUAACUAAUGCCAAGAGAAAGUAGAUGUUGGCACCUACUAGAUCCCAGGCUCAAAUGGAGCACCCUGAAUUAUACAGGUUGCCCUCCUUGUUGCCAGCAUAGAUGCAAGAUGGCUAUAUAUAUAGAGAGAGGUAACUAUAUUAAGGAGAUUUCCUGGCAGUCUACUUGAACCUCUCCCAAUGUCAUCCAUCCUUUUAUGAUAGCAGCUUUCUUCUAAAACUAGGGCUGAGUAGGGCCAGGAAUUAGUGAUGUAACUCUGCUGGACUCUUUCCAUCAAAAUCAUUGAUCCUCCCUUCUUGCAGGCCUAUCUACCCUAAAAACAUGCUCAAGAUGAUAAAGAAAGAAGCUGGUAGCAUGAGCUUUCGUAGACUUGAGCCUACUUCUUCAGAUGUGUGUUGAGUACUAAAAUAAGCAUGCAUCUGAGGAAGUAGGCUCAAGUCUAUGGAAGCCCAGGCUACUAGCUGCUUUCUGGGAAACCCUUUGGAGCUGUUUUUUUGUGUCACAGAGGAGUGCAAGCAGGAGGAGGACAAGAUGAAAAUCCUGAGUCAACUGACAAUAGAUGGGGAAUUGACACUGUGGAGUCUUAGCUCAAGGGAUACUGUUUAUACAAUCAGCCCUCCUUAUCCACAGAUAUUUUUAUCCAUGGAUUCAAGCACAGCUUGAAAAUAUUUUUAAAAAGUAUAAAUUCCAAUUAGAAAACCUUGAUUUUCCAUUUUAUAUAAAGGACACCAUUUUGCUAUGUCAUUGUAUUUAAUGGGACUCAAGCAUCCAUGGAUUUUGUUAUCCACAGUGGGUCCUGGAACCAAACGCUGACGGAUAACAAGGGCCCACUGUAGUUAGCAAUAUACUCAGCUAAGGAAGACUGUAUGUUUGUUAAAGACAGUAUUGCAAAAUGGAGGGUAAUCUAUUUUGUUAAUCUCUCAGUUAGCAUUAAUAUUGAGGUUCUCCCCUCUCCCCAGUGAUUGUUUUUGACAUUUGUGGGCUGAACAGGCUGUCUGUCACUCCUCCCUGAAACACUUUUUGUUUUUAAACAUUUUAAAUGGCCAUUAAAAUGGAACAUUCCUAUCAAAAAUUAAAUAUUUUAUUUUAUUAUUCAUUUUAUGGUACAAAAAUGGCACUGUUUGUGUGUUCUAGAUUAAAUGAUAAGUAUAUUUAUUUGAAAGUAAGGCUGAGUGCAAUAGGAUGAGAACAAACAUUAGCACUUGUUUCCAGCAGGAAUUUUGGAGUCUUAAUCCCAAAUGGUAGGCUAGACAAUUUUGAACUCAUGCGUAGUUGUGGUAUGGCUAGAAUAUUGACUAGAUACUUAUACACUGAUCCUAUAAGUAUUUAUUUAGUGAGAGAAUCAUCUGGUUAUAGCAGAACUUCAUGUAUCACAACUUUAGGUUUAAUAUUCAGGAAGUUUCAGUUGAUUUUCCAAAUAUUUGUUAUGAACAUAUAAGAACUGAUGAGCAUUCUACAAACAAUUAUGCAUUGUGAAGACAUUGUCAUUUCUAGAUAUUUGCAUGUUGCAUGUUCAAAUAGUUUAGUUCAAAAGUGCUGGGUGAUCAUUCGAAUUACAAAAAUUGAGUGAACUUACAAAUGGAAGAGCAUACUAGACAGUUUUAACCAAGAGAUCCUCUGGUUGGGAUUGAGAACAUAAUUAUGUACCACAGCAAAUCCAGCCAAUAAGAGUUCUGACAUUAGCAAUAGCAAAAACAUUUCUAUACCACUUAUCGGUACACUUAAGCACUCCCUAAACCAUUUACAAUGUGUAAGCUAAUUCCCCCAACAAGCUGGGUACUCGUUUUAGCGACCUUGGGAAAAUUCCAGGCUGAGUCGACGCUGAGCCCAUGGCUGGUAUUGAACUCACAACCUUGUGGUUUGUGAGUGAGUGGCUGCAGUACAUCUGUUGUAUGUUAUGGUCAGAGAAUCUUGGCAACAUCCUAAUGAUGGAAGAAUUAACUGAGAAAUUCAAGGCCACUGUAUAUUCAACAUAACAUGGUACACAUUUACUAGUUUGCAAAUGAGAAUGGCAGUCCGUUCUGUCUCCCCCCAUGUUGUUAUUAUGAUUAUUAUGCUUAUUAUUAUUUUGAAAAAAUGCUCUAUCUUAGUUGAUAUUAUAUUGGCUAAAGAUUUUUAGCUUGAUUCACCUCCUCAUACAAGAUCUCAGGUCCAUUGUUGGGUUGGUUGUGUUUGUUUCUGCAAAACUUUAAAAUACUAGUAGAGAAAAAGGUAGCUUGGCUAACUGGAGCCUAGUGCCAGUCCAGUUGAACAACCCCCCCACAGUCCUUGGCACUACCCCCCAAAAAUCCAGCCCUGCUGCUGUCCUGCCCACAUUUACUUCAGAGGAAGUCCCCUGGAACUCAAUAGAACUACACAUAAAGAUGAUGGAGUGAGCUUAUCCUCUACAGUGAUGGGGAAUAGUCUGCAUGCAAUGAAAUUUUUAAAAGUCACUGUUAUAUAAGAUUCCGAGACAUAACCAUGUCAGUCUGGAAAAUCAGUCUGCAAAGAAAUCUUGUAGCACCUUUGAGACUAACUGCAAGAAAGAAGCCGGUAACAUGAGCUUUUGUAGACUUCAGCCUACUUAUUCAGAUGGAUGUUGAGUACUAAAAUAAACAUGUAUUUGAGGAAGUAGGCUCAAGUCUACAGAAGCUCAUGCUACCAGAUGCAGUUAGUCUCAAAGAUGCUACAAGAUCACUUUGCAUACUGUUAAAUAAAAUGUACUCCUCAGGAUCUGGCUAGCUAGCUAGUUUGAAUGCUUGCUAUGAACAUGCUGCCAUACUAUUGGCCUAAUAUGAAUUGUAUGGACAUGCUUGCAAAUGAUGUCUGUUCAGGCAUACAAGCUUUUUAGCCUUUGGGCUGUGGUACUACCAUUUAAGCAAAUGUUACCUGAUGUUUGCUUUGCCAAACUGCAUUUAGUGGAAAUGUUAACUUUUGGCUUCUGGCAAGUGCAGAACCAGGUCUUUGACAUCUUAUGGCACACAUUAAGUUGCCUGAUGAGCUUCAGUAUAAAUUUUAUUAAGGGUGAUAGUUGCAAAUUCUCCAAGAGCAAACAUGUCCAACCAGAGUAUUCAGUUUAAUGGGGCAUUUCUGAAUUCAGUGCAAAUGCUUAACUGGGAUUAGAAUUGCCAGCUUUUAUUCAGCUCUUUGGUCUUUAGCCACAUUUGAUUGUAUUUUCCUGCAUGGCAGGAGGUUGGACAGGAUGGCUCUUCCAACUGUACAAUUCUAUGAUUCUAUGACUAACCCAUCCAAAAAGCGCAACUGACCGCGAUCACACAAAAGACUUUCAGGUGAUGUCGUGCAGAUCCCAUCAUUAACCUAUCAAUAAAGUAACAUUGGCCAGCAUUUUGCAUUAACAGAAGUUUGCAUUAUUACAAUGCCGCUUUAAUGGCGGGAUCAGUGCUACAAUUUGAAAGACUUUCACGCUAUCGCAGUCACGGACGGCUUAAUGGUGGGAUAAGGACGGAGAAGCGAUCCUGUCCCUAUCCCGUUUGUGUUUGAUAAUCUCCUGAAACUUUUUUCCAGACCUUUAAAGCAGAGUUUUUUGUUGCAGCAGGUGGAUAUCACAGUGGCUACAGUGGUUGUGGUAUUCUAGAAAUGCUAAUCAAAAAAAUAACUGUGCUAAGAUAGAUUGUGGAUAGCAUCUCUCCUAUACAGAGGAAGAUGUUAUGGAGCACUGGCUGCUGAUCACAACUCCUGAACUUAGUUAUCAGUCUGUAUGUGCAAGAGAAUAUUGGUAGAUACUUAUUCAAUAAGCUUGUCUGCCACUAUUGGUAGUUUUGUAAGCUUCUGAAUAAACUCUUGAUUGCUGAGAAAGCUGUUCGAAAACCAUGCCCUUGAGCAAAAUUGGAGAAAUAUUGGCUGCUCAGAUGUUUUGACCUGCAAUUCCCAUCAUCCCCAUCCCACAUGUCCAAUAGUAAAGGUUUGUGAGAGCGUGAGUCCUAAACAUCAGGAGGCCCAAAGGUUCCUUCUCCUGCUGGCUUGAGGUAUUGUCUAUGCAGAUUUCCUUCAAGUCAUAGACAAGCUAUUCAAUGACUCGGUUCUUAGCAAUUGGCAUAUACAUCCAAGUAGCUUUUGGAUCAUGCCUCUUGAUUUAUUGCCAUGUCACACAAUGAUGUUGGUGUCUUCAUUUAAACAUUUUAAAAAUACACUUUUCCAUUUAUUGUAAUUUGUCUCUGAUGGCCUAUUGCUGAUGCUUCAUACAUUGUUCACAUUUUCUGCUUCAUUUCUCCCCUUCUUAUAAAAUUUUGUAUAGUGUUGGUUCAACUGUUAAGUUAAAUCAAUGAGACUGUUUUAAAAUGUUUUUGAAUUAUGGAUUGUUCGCAUUGAACCCUCUCAUGAGCAAAGAAAUAAUAAUGUAACUUUAUUCAUUCAAAGUAAUUUUAAAACUCCCUGUCCAUUUUAAUAAUCUACCACUAAGAUGACUUGAACGGACGACUUAGCUUAUGCAUUUACAAUGGGAUUAGAUAUGUAUAUUUGAAGGUAAGAGAAGUAGAUAGAGUUUUAAAUGAUGGAAACCAGUGCUUGACCAGCUGCCUGAAAUAUCUUUGGUAUCCACACAUUGCGUGAAAGAAAAUGAGAAAACUUGUGGUAACUUAUAAAAGAAUUUGGCAAGAGCAAAAUAGCAAGAAAGUCCUUUUAAAUGUUAAUUUGUAGAAUUUGAAUUUUCUCCGUUAGAAGUAAGUUCUCUUCUGUUAUUGUUCUUUUUUAAAAUGAAAACUUAAUGAAUGCUUAUGGUCUCUCUUUUCUUCAGUUUUGCAGGAAAGCUAUUAAGAAAAUUAGUACUGUAUAGCAUACAUACAAUUUUUAAAAAAUCUCAAAAGGGCUAUAUUCCACUAUGAAACAAUGAAGUGUAUGGCCUCUUCUGAUAUUGGAAUAUAUAUUUUCUAAACUGUGCAACCUUUAUAAUGUUCUGGGAUCAUAUGUACUGGGGUUUAUUAUGCUGCCCAUAUCCACUGGUGAGCAGAUUUGUCAACUUUAGGAACAGGUUAUCUACUGAACAAACCUUCAGAGCAAUAACUGCGAUGAAUCCAAGCACUAGGGUGUAAAUACUCAUAUUACUCAGUUCAGACCUCGUUUACAUUUGUUCCGUAAAAUGAAUGGGGUGUUGUAUGAUAGAUAAGAAAAGAUGUUCUUAAAUAUAGAAUGAAUGAAGGAGGGGAUGCAUUUGAAAGUUGUAGCAUCGUUUCUACUCAAAAAAGUAGAAACCUCUUAGUGGAGAGGUACAUCCAAUUUGAAAGAGAAGUUCAGACAUUUCAAGGGGGGGGGAGUAGUAAUACAUUGUCAGCUACACCUGUUUAUGUUAGCAAACAUUUGGGGCUUGUACAAUAAUGCUGAUGUAAUUUGGGUUUGUCACAUUUUAGGUUGAGUUACUCUGUGUGCCUUCCAGAGGAGAUCUAUUUUGAACUGAGGUGUAAAACAACUUACUCAGGUGGGAUUUGACCACGGCUCGGAGCAUUUCCUAUUGUUAGAGCACAUACUGCUUUGGGCUGAGGCCACCCAGAACUCCUGCAUUAUUUUCUAGAUAUGGUUCUCCUUUCAGAAGUUUGAGCACAGUGACUCUUUCUGUUCUCAGGGAACUUUUUCCACACAUUGGCAUAUCUGCAAGGAACUCCAAUAUGUUGCAGAGGAUGCUUGGAUAUAUUUUAUGAUGCACAACCAGUUUCUGCAAGAUAUUGACUGGACAUUGCAAUGCUGUAAUGUCACCAUGUGGAAACUGAGACAGCAUCCACACACUACAGAAAUUACCCUGGCUGACAUGACUUUAACUGCCAAGGCUGAGUGCUAUGGAAUUCUGGGAUUUGUAGUUUUGUGAAAUAUUUAGCCUUUGUUGUCAGAGCGCUCUGGUGCCAUGACAAACGAUAAGUGCCAGAAUUCCAUAGCAGUGAGCCAUGGCAGUGAAAGUGGUGUCAAACUGGAUUGUUUCUGCAGUGCGGAUGCAGCCUAAAAGUGUACAGCAAGGUAUACCAAAAUUUCCCUGCAGGAGUGCAUUGCAGAGAAAGCUCAGUACUGGUAAAUAAGAAAGAAUUCCUGUUAUGCUUAAUGCCUUGGUUACCUACUAACAAACUGAUCUAGCUGCAUGUUAAUUUACGUUUUCAAGUUGCAGUUUGUAUUUGGAAUGAGCCAACUAUUGAGAAUUUCCUGAACCUAUUGUGUAAUCAUAUUCUCUGUGUAUAUGUGGUUUUCUGUUUUGGAGGAAGGGCUUCAAACAGACUUCUCCCUUGUUGUGCCCUUUUCCAUCUCUUCUGGAGGGUUCCCCUAGUAGAUCAUGGGAAUGGGAGGGGGGAAUCUGUUGUACAUCAGUCCUCCAUGUCAUAUUCCUGCAGUGAAUAGCAAUGUAAGGUUUGGAAGCUGUUGAUAACAAAAUAGGUGUUCUUUUUAAAUAGAAGCACUAUUAAAAAAUUAAAUAUAACAGUAGGUAAGAAAUGUUCUUCCCAGUAGGUAAAUAAAAUAAGACAUUGAUGUUGCAGUCAUAAGAUCAUGUUGUAAGAUCUCUGGGCAGUAAAAUCAUUUGGGGGAAAUUAAAAGAUGAGGCAAAAUGUUAAAAUGUUAAAAAUAACGGAAAUGUUCUAAAAGCAUAUUAAACCAUCACAUAAUUUAAAAGUCUACAUUAAAGCAGUCUAAACCCAUAUAUACAAAAACACUGGAUGAGGUCAUUAGACUCCAAUGGCUUUAGUAAAAAGGUGACUUUUAACUUAGCACUGGAAGGAAGGCAAUGUGAAACAGUCUCCAAAUAUAAAGCAUUGCACAAGUGAGGUGCCACAGUGGAGAAGGCCCCUUCCCAUGUCCUCAGUGUAUUGCUUCCACUGGUGGGAUUCAAACAACAGCAACUGGUGUUCCUCAGGGUGACCAGAUGUCUUAACCAAAAAGGAGGGCAAGGCACUGUGAGACAUUCAAGGAAAAACUAGAGAACAUUACCACAUAAAAACUAAAACAUGCUUCUUAGUUGUGCUCAAAAUGAAGGACAUUUUGGAUCCUUUCUGGGCAGAAGGUUGAAAUGGAGGACAUGUCUGGGGAAAGGAGGACAUCUGGUCACCCUGGUGUUGCUUUUCCAGAAUGUAAAUUACAUCAUUUAGUUUUCUGUCUGUUGUGGAACUAAUGAAGAAGCACAGCCUCUUUUAGGAAACAAGUGGCAACCCUUGUAGCAGAAGUAGCAACCAGGUGCCUCCUUGAUGUUUUGCACUACAACUUUCAUAGGCUGAAACCAGAAUAACCACCUGUUGGGAAUUACAAGAGCUGUAGUCAAAACAUAAACAAAGUAUUGUGUGAAACAAAAUCCUCUUCCAGGAUUUUUGCACCAUCUCUUUCCAUGAUCUGUUUUCUUAAGUGACAAUAUUAAAAAUGGGAAGGAGCUGAACUUUUUCUCUGUUUACCCCAGAAGAUACAGCUGAGUAGAGCUUUUGAGUGUAUCUGACAGGCCAGAUGCCAUGGAGUUUAAACACACAUGUGAAUGUACUCAUUUAGUGGUUAAGGUCUUUCGUAGUGAUGAGACAAAAUGAACUUUUAUCUUAACUUUAUCAGAUCUUUCUGAGAUGGAUUAAUUGUUUUAACUCCAUAGGGAAAUAUCCUGUUCAGUGUUACAAACACCAGGCUAAAAACAGUACAAUGUCCACCUCCUACAGUUUUCGAGGCUGCCAUGCAAACCAUUACAAAUAUAUUAAUAUUGUUUCUGGCUCCAAACUAAUUUUACUCAUUAUGGCCAGGCUUGGGUAUUUCACUGUAUUUGAGGAACCUCAACAUUUAAUGUGUAUGAAUGGUCAAGACAUUCCUUCUCUGAGCAUUACUUACUAAAAUAAACAUACAGUGUACUAUGCCUCAGAAACUGUACUGUUGUUGUUGGCUGGAGUGGGCUAUAGAUUACAAGGUCUGAAACCAUCAUGGCGUUAUUCAUGUGAUGUCUGAAAUUGUGUCAUGCGAUCUUUUGUUUGUCUUCAAAAAAUUGUAGUGUGAUUCUGUAUGUUUGUGUCUGAUGGAAUAUGUGGCUGUAAGCAGUGCAUGGGUUUUUUGCAGAUAUUUGUAUCCAGACCUCUCUUAAACAAAUAAAAAAAUACAAAAGCUGA